UAGUAAGUAAAGUUUACAAUAUCUAUAAAAAGUAUGUAGUGAAUACACUUCUGUUUUUUUGUAACUACUAGCGGCAUUCCGACUACUGUCAUCCUAAAUUUGAUUGACGUUUUAGACUUUUUAGGUUACAAAUUAUAUUGAAAUUGUACCUGUAAUACUUAAAAUAUUUAACGAAAUCAAUGUAAUUAGGUGUAAUAUGUCCACUUCACGAACAGAUAUAUUGAAAUUAUAUAAAAAUUUGAUAUUAUAUUCAAAAACAUUGAGGUUUACGGACGUUAAUUAUUUUAAAAGAAGAAUCAGAAGUGAAUUUAAGAAAAAUAAGACAUUAAAUAACUCAGAAGAUAUAAGUUACGCAAUUAAGAAAGGCGAAGCUUUACUUCAACGGGGUAGUGUCGUAUAAAAUGUUGACAUUCAGAAUUUUAAACAAUGUAAAUAGAAGCGUCUCAGCUUUUCAAAAAAAUUCUUCAGCAUUAAAACAUACCAUUGAUUUCUCUAAAGUACCGAAAAUUAAUGAAUGUGAUCUAACAGAACAAUUUGUUAGAGGAUCAGGGCCAGGAGGUUCAGCAGUUAAUAAAAAUUCUAACUGUGUUGUUUUGACACAUAUACCUACAGGUAUUGUUAUAAAAUGUCACACCAGCCGAAGUCAAGAUGAAAACAGAAAAAUGGCACGGGACAUGUUGAUAGCUAAGUUAGAUGAUAUUAUCAAUGGUAAGGAUAGUGUAGAAUCCCAGAAGAAAAUGAUUGAAGAAAAUAGAUUCAAAAAAGUCGAAUAUAAAAAAAAGAAAAGAGCUGAAAUUAAAGAGAAAUGGAAAAAACGAGAAGGCCUUAUAUAAGUAACAGAUUUGUGUAUAGUUUAGAUAUUGAUCUUAGGAUUUAUUGAAACAAUCUGUUUUAUAAUAAAAAAAUAAUGAAUCAAUAAAUAUUUUA
Messenger RNA from Danaus plexippus (monarch butterfly), 927 nucleotides. Its product is annotated as mitochondrial translation release factor in rescue. The coding region runs from base 402 to 833 and encodes 143 amino acids. The transcript is spliced from 3 exons. Gene Ontology annotation, cellular component: mitochondrion. Gene Ontology annotation, biological process: translational termination. Lineage: Eukaryota; Metazoa; Arthropoda; Insecta; Lepidoptera; Nymphalidae. The record is from RefSeq and is a predicted model, not a curated record. Gene Ontology annotation, molecular function: translation release factor activity.